GCUGGGUGACACGCCCUGCUCACUCAGAGGUGGUGUAGCUGUCUGUCUCUCUGCUCUAGUCUGCAGAUAGACAGGCAGGCAGUCUGUCGACUUCACAGAACCGGGCUUUUCUUACCCUGGAAGUAUCCUGAGGAGCCAGAGCCAAGGGCGGCCGGUGGGAGGAGGCAAAGAGACCGCAGCUGCUGCGCCGCACAGCCUCUUUGACAGCUUCAAGAGGAAGCAUCCACCAGCACCGACCGAUGUCUACGGUAGGGAGCGAUUUUCUUCUUCUUUCACUCAUAAGCGACCGCCUUUUCACGGACUUGUGUGAAGGCCGGGACCUCGACGGGUUAGAGCAAGCAACAGACGCGCAAACCAGACUGACGGACAUCUGCGGUGGCGCAACGGGUAGCAGCAUGGCGUCCGUAGUGGAAUACUACGCUGGCAAGAAUGUGCUGAUCACGGGAGCCACGGGCUUCAUGGGAAAAGUGCUGGUGGAGAAGCUGCUGAGGUCCUGCCCUGAGGUCAAAGCCCUUUACAUCCUGGUCAGACCCAAAGCUGGGCAGUCCAUGCAGCAGAGGGUCAGCGACAUGAUGAAGUGCAAGCUUUUCGACCGUGUGAGGGAGGAAAACCCCGAUUUCCACCAGAAGAUCAUCCCAAUCAGCAGCGAGCUGACGCAGCCGGGCCUGGCCAUCAGCCCAGAGGAUGUGGAGAAGCUUACCGCCUGCAUCAACAUCGUCUUCCACUGCGCCGCCACCAUCCGCUUCGAUGAACCGCUCAAACACGCCCUGCAGCUGAAUGUGAUCGCCACACAGCAGCUCCUCAGCCUGGCCCAGCAGAUGCAUCACCUCGAGGCCUUCAUUCACAUCUCCACCGCCUAUGCAAACUGCAAUCGCAAGCACAUCGAUGAGGUCAUCUACCCGCCGCCCGUCGAGCCCAAGAAACUCAUAGACUCCCUUGAGUGGAUGGACGAUGGCAUCGUGCGGGACAUAACGCCACGGCUCAUCGGCGACAGGCCCAACACGUACACCUACACCAAAGCCCUGGCUGAGUACGUGGUGCAGCAGGAGCAAGACAAGCUCAACAUUGGCAUCAUCAGACCCUCCAUAGUGGGAGCCAGUUGGCAAGAGCCCUUUCCUGGUUGGAUCGACAACUUCAACGGGCCAAGCGGCGUCUUUAUAGCUGCGGGAAAGGGUAUCCUGCGCACCAUGAGGGCCAACAACGAUGCGGUGGCAGAUCUGAUCCCUGUGGAUGUGGUCAUCAACCUCACUCUGGCUGCUGGCUGGUACACUGCUGUACACAGACCUAAAACGGCCCUGGUGUACAACUGCACGACCGGCAGCAUCAACCCAUUUCACUGGGGAGAGAUCGAGCAUCAUGUGAUGUCCUCCUUUAAGAGAAACCCCUUGGAGCAGGCUUUCCGAAGACCCAACGCCAACAUCACCUCCAACUACCUGAUAAACCAGUACUGGAUCCUGGUCAGCCACAAGUUCCCCGCUUUCAUCUACGACCUCUUCCUGCGUCUCUCUGGGCAGAAGCCGCAGAUGAUGCGCAUCUUCAAUCGCCUGCACAAGGCCAUCAGCCUGCUGGAGUAUUUCAGCAGCCAGGACUGGGAGUGGAACUCUGAGAACAUGAGCAUGCUGAUGGGCCAGCUAACCCCUGAGGACAGGAAGACAUUUAACUUUGAUGUGCGCCAGCUGAACUGGCCCGAGUACAUUGAGAACUACUGCAUCGGCACCAAGAAGUAUGUCCUGAACGAAGACAUGUCUGACAUUCCUGCUGCCAGGCAGCACCUGAGAAAACUGAGAAACAUCCGCUACACCUUCAACACCCUGCUGAUCGUUUUCAUCUGGAGGGUGUUUAUAGCCCGCUCCCAGAUGGCCAGAAACAUCUGGUACUUUGUGGUCAGCCUCUGUUUCAAGUUCCUCUCCUACUUCCGUGCAUCCAGCACCUUAACUAUUUGAGUCUUCCUCACCGCCUCAAGCCAGAGUCAGCAGCCCUCGCGUUUAGCUGUCAGCAGGAGGAAAACAUCCGCUGUGGACACUCUAAAUCCUUCUAAAUGUGGACAAGCGGGGCUCUGUACACGUGGGAAUGGCAGUUAUGUGAAGAAGAGAGGAAAAAUGAGGUCUACUAGCCAUGAAUUAAGCAUUCAGUUUGGAUAUCUGUCAUCAGUUUGUGCACUCUUCAAACUCCAACCCUGUCCAAAAAGAAAAGUGUUGUCAUUCAUUUUGUACCUACUGUUUUCUUCUCAAAGUGGCCAAUUAUAUAUGCAACAAUAAGCCUUUUGUGUGAUUUCCAUUUUCUUUUCCACCCUCUUGAAUCUCGAUACAUCGCCUUGCCUUUAAUUACUUUUUUUUUUUUUCAUACUUGAAUAAUACUGGCACUGCAUCAUUGGAGGGAAAUUUCUAAGAGAUCAUUAUAGUUCAUGUUUUUGUUUGUUUGUUUGUUUGUUUUUACUGUGGGGAUCUCCGGUUCUUGUCUUUAAUACACGGGUGAUUCCGAUAUCUGUAUGUCUUUGCAAUGAGUGCAUCCACUGCCUUUUUAACAUCUCCAAAAAAACUCACCGGUGGUUUUCCAUCUUAAUACCGAUCUGCAGUAUAUUAAGAAUAGUAUUAAAGCUAAACUCAAACUACAUGAGACACCUAUGACUACAGAUACAGAUGCCACCUUUCCUGCUGUUACAGUUGUCACUUAUUUAUGACCACAGAUGUUGAUGUUCGUACGUCUUGUUUGAAUGCUCAUCCACUUUUUUGCCUGUUUGUACAGCAGUUUGUACUGAAACUAAGUUUACUACUUUUACAUCUUUAUACCUGCGCCAAAGGCUAGUCCGACUAUAUGUGGUAGACCUUGGCUGUGUAGAUUAUAUAAAUAAGAGUAAAUCAGAGUGAAGUUUAUUUGUAUAGCCCAGUAUAUACUGCACAUUGUUUCCCAACAGUUUCUAAGCAAACUUUGUAAGAAGACAACUCCCCAAAAGUUUAGCACGUUAGGGAAAGAUAUUUCACAGGCAAAGCAAGAGUGAGUGAUUCAGUUAAAAUGGUUCAAUGCCUCAUAGUAUAGAAGAUGAAAGUUGGAGACCAUUGCAGCUAACUGCAGCAAAGGAGCCCGAAUUCAUGCCAUUGUUGCAAGUGCACAACACAGUGGAGGUUAAAAAGGAAAAAAAAAAGUGGGCCUAUUACUGAGCCCUGAGGGAUGCCUGACCUUAUAAAGUGAAGUUGGAGAGGGCAGUUUGAUGUAGUAGGAAGUCAGAGUGGUAAACAUGAGUUAUGUUUGAGCCAGUGGUACCCAUUCAACUUAUCCAGAGAUGUUUUCAGUGCUCCUGAGAUGCUAAUUAUGAUUUAGUGAUCAGAGUAAAGUGUUAUCUCCAUAUGAGUGAAAAGUCAUGUCCCAGUUCCAAGUAAUUCUUCCUAAAACACUAAAUAAGUGGUUCAGGUACAAAGCCAUAAGCGAUGCCUCACCUCACAGAAUGGAGAAAUAGACUGCUAUGACAAACUGAUCGAUUUAAUAAUGCAUAUUUAAAAUGAUGAAAUGGAAGUUAAAAAGAAAAUAAGUGGGCCUGGUACUCAGCCCUGAGGAAUGCCACGCCUUACAGAGUAGGGCUGGAGAGGGCAGUUUGAUUUCAUAGUAAGUCAGGUCACCUGAAAUACUGCGGAGACCUCACCAGCCUAGUCACAGUGGUAAACAUGAGUUAUAUUUGAGUUGGCAGUACCCAUUAGGUACCACUAAAAUAUAAACUGAAGAAAAUAUUGCCUGGUGCACAAGAGAGGGCACUUUUAUUUACCAAACCAAACAAUUGUGAGGAAAUGGGUCAAAUUGUUCAGAAGACAAUGUCCAAUUUUGAGGUUUCUAUAAAUACAGUUGUUAUAUCUCGAGCCCUGGUUUUUCAAACACUGCUGGAAAAUUGUUUAAAAAAAAGAUUUUUACCACUGUGAUUUUAACAUUAUGUUAGUGCAUAAGAGACACACACUACAACUUCAGUAGAUCCAAAGAAAAUGGGGAAAAAAACUAGUUGCUGGGAUAUCCAACGGCUUAAAGUUUAAAAAAAAAAAAAAAAAAAAAAAGGCCCACACCUGUGCAGAUGAAGGCUCUCUUUUCUCUUCUGAUUUCUUGAGGCAGACUAAGAUAUCAAAAGACUCGUGAGGCACUUUAAAAUCACAUACAGCGUGAAUAUGACGCUACUGCAGAAUAAUGAAUUUAAAAGUACUGGUUAAAUUACAAUCUAAGCUGGCAUUGUAUCCCCUAUGCCAGAGUACUUCAGCUUCAUCGUCUUAAAGGGGCAGGGCACUGAGCAAUCAGAGUUGAGUUGCAUCUGGAAUAUAUGUGUGAAAGUUCAUGACCCAUUUUCAAACGAUUCUUCCUAAAUGAAGUAAAAACUAGAUAACUGGGCCAAGACAGAGCCAUAAGAUAUGAGUCCAGAUUUAUAUUUAAAAAGUCCCAAGUAAAGGGCUGGGAACAUGGUUACAACUCUACUGGCAUUACAUCCUUUCUGCAUAUUUGGAAUAUCUGUAAAUAGAUGCUUGCAUAUUAUUCUUAUAGAUUACCAAAAACUUUUAUUUGACUGUUGAUUUAUUUUGGUUGAGUGUCUUCACAGAGCUUCCCACAGAGUCUACCAAAAGUGUGACCGGCCGGUAUGAUUUUUACUAAAAGAAUGAGACAGCUGUGUACAGUAUUGUAUAUGUUGCGAGGCAUUACGCUUGACAGAAUUAAAAAUACUUAACAGUGAUGAGCCUUUAUGGGAGAAAAAGGGACAAAACUAAAUGUUUAUGCAAAGCCCAUGUCUGGUGAAAUCAUGAUAACUGUCCUCUUAAUUUCAGACCCGAAACGUUGUACAAGGCCUGCAUGAUGAAGCAGUUGCAUCAGAUUGUUCUCCAAGAGCUACAGGGCUAUAUUAAUGAUGUUGUCAGUAUGGAGUUUUGCUCUUCUGUGUGUCUGUCUUGUCUUCUUGGGGUUUUUUUCAAACGCAGAGCACUGUUGGUACCAUAAACCCCAGACUGGAGCUACUGUUACUGUAUGUAACCAACGGCAUCACUUAACCAAUGACUUCAUGUUAUUUCUGGUGUCAUUUGCAAAACGUCCGAUUACCUGUAUUCCCUGCUCUGACAACACUUUCAAGUCUGCUUGGCAAAACUGAAAUAAACUCGAAGAGUAAAGGUG
This is a messenger RNA of Oreochromis aureus, 5130 nucleotides long. Its product is annotated as fatty acyl-CoA reductase 1. NCBI's taxonomy places the organism in Eukaryota, Metazoa, Chordata, Actinopteri, Cichliformes, Cichlidae. The coding region runs from base 240 to 1943 and encodes 567 amino acids. Gene Ontology annotation, cellular component: peroxisome. The transcript is spliced from 12 exons. The record is from RefSeq and is a predicted model, not a curated record. Gene Ontology annotation, molecular function: alcohol-forming very long-chain fatty acyl-CoA reductase (NADP+) activity. Gene Ontology annotation, biological process: long-chain fatty-acyl-CoA metabolic process.